GAAACUUCGCCACCGUUCUGGUCCUUUCUUCAUCAACAACAGUCUCCCUCAGCUCACCUCCCUUAUAACUAAACCAUCUCCUCCGCCACACCCAUAGCUUUCUUCAUUCAAUUUUUGCCGCAUUCCAGCUUUGUUCAAUUCAUAAAGACACAGACAACUUUUAAGAGCAUCAAGCAUGGGUGUAGAUUACUACAAGCUCUUACAGGUCGACAAGAGCGCAACAGACGACGAGCUCAAGAAGGCGUAUCGGAAAUUAGCCAUGAAGUGGCACCCUGAUAAAAAUCCCACCAAUAAGAAAGAAGCCGAGACCAAAUUCAAGCAGAUCUCUGAGGCUUAUGAGGUUUUGAGUGAUCCCCAGAAAAGAGCAAUCUAUGAUCAGUAUGGUGAAGAAGGGCUUAAAGGCCAAGUGCCGCCGCCAGAUGCCGGUGGGCCUGGUGGUGCUACAUAUUUCCAGACCGGAGACGGGCCUAAUGUGUUUAGAUUCAACCCCAGGAAUGCCAAUGACAUUUUUGCUGAGAUUUUCGGGUUUUCUAGCCCGAUGGGCGGUGGAAUGGGAGGAGGAGGUGGUGGUGGGAGUGGCAUGAGGGGUGGGAGAUCAUUUGGUGGAAUGUUUGGGGAUGACAUUUUCAGUUCGUUUGGAGAAGGCGGCCGGCCGAUGAGUCAGGGACCGAGGAAAGCUCCUCCUUUGGAGAGGAAGUUGCCGUGUACCCUUGAGGAGCUCUAUAGGGGAACCACAAAGAAGAUGAAGAUAUCUAGGGAGAUUGCAGAUGCAAGUGGGAGGACAUUGCCAGUGGAGGAAAUCUUAACCAUUGAGGUGAAGCCUGGCUGGAAAAAAGGAACAAAGAUCACUUUCCCAGAGAAAGGGAAUGAACAUCCAAACGAAGUCCCUGCAGAUCUUGUAUUCAUAAUCGACGAGAAACCACACAGCCUAUUCACUAGGGAUGGGAACGACCUAGUUGUUACACAGCGGAUCUCGCUGGCGGAAGCUCUAGCAGGUUACACUUUGCAUCUCACCACACUGGAUGGGAGGACCCUCAACAUCCCCAUCAAUUCUGUCAUUCAUCCAACCUAUGAAGAGAUUAUCCCACGGGAGGGUAUGCCUAUACCUAAAGAUCCCUCCAAAAAGGGAAAUCUUAGAGUGAAAUUCGACAUCAGAUUUCCAACUAGGUUGACUUCUGACCAGAAGGCCGGAAUCAAGAAACUCUUGGGUCCAUAAUCUUACUGUUGUUUCUGAGUCCUGUGUUUGUGAAUAUUUUUUGAGAUGACUUGGAUUUGUAACGAGUCGCUUUAAUUUUAUAGGUCGAGAGAUUUGGUUGAAUUCAGAAAUAAAUAGUAGCGUCACUUGCGUGA
Messenger RNA from Argentina anserina (silverweed cinquefoil), 1350 nucleotides. RefSeq lists its product as uncharacterized. The record is from RefSeq and is a predicted model, not a curated record. The transcript is spliced from 3 exons. Gene Ontology annotation, molecular function: protein-folding chaperone binding. Bases 176 to 1216 code for a protein of 346 amino acids. Gene Ontology annotation, cellular component: cytosol. NCBI's taxonomy places the organism in Eukaryota, Viridiplantae, Streptophyta, Magnoliopsida, Rosales, Rosaceae.